UUUCUUUUAUUUUUUUCCCUACUAAAAUUUUUAAUUCAAACAAAUUCUUAAAGGACUACUUAUUUCGAAUAAUAAGUGGUACAAAUAAAUUUUUUUUCAAGGGCUCCCAAACUGAGUGAAUCUCAAAAUUUUAAGGUGCAUUCUCCCCUACUCUUCGUAGGCUUCGUGGGGAGGGAGGGAGAGAGAGAGGGAGGCAGAAGAUGGCGAGAUAUGACAGAGCAAUAACGGUGUUCUCACCGGAUGGGCAUCUCUUUCAGGUCGAAUAUGCGCUCGAAGCCGUCCGGAAGGGAAAUGCCGCCGUCGGCGUCCGAGGCACCGACACCAUCGUUCUCGGCGUCGAAAAGAAGUCCACCGCCAAGCUCCAAGACUCGAGAAUGGUCAGGAAGAUAGUAAACCUGGACAAUCACAUUGCAUUGGCCUGUGCUGGGCUCAAAGCAGAUGCUCGGGUCUUAAUAAACAGGGCAAGGAUUGAAUGCCAAAGCCACAGGCUAACUGUUGAGGAUCCUGUUACUGUUGAGUAUAUUACACGGUACAUUGCAGGUCUUCAGCAAAAGUACACACAAAGUGGUGGUGUGAGACCGUUUGGCCUUUCAACAUUGAUUGUUGGUUUUGAUCCAUACACUGGUAUCCCAUCGCUGUAUCAGACAGAUCCAUCGGGGACAUUUUCGGCAUGGAAAGCUAAUGCAACUGGUAGGAACUCUAACUCAAUUCGGGAGUUUUUGGAGAAAAAUUAUAAAGAAACAUCUGGGCAAGAGACUAUAAAGCUCGCUAUUCGUGCAUUGCUCGAAGUUGUUGAGAGCGGGGGAAAGAACAUAGAAGUUGCUGUGAUGACAAGGGAGCAUGGGCUGCGGCAACUGGAUGAAGCUGAAAUUGAUGCUCUUGUUGCUGAGAUUGAAGCAGAGAAGGCAGCUGCUGAGGCUGCCAAGAAAGGCCCUCCUAAGGAAACAUGAAUUGUUCUGUUUAAACCCUUUUUCUUUGUUACUGCCCUCCGCCCAGCCAUUCUGUAGUGAUGGGUAAAUUUUCUUCUGAUGUUCUAUUAUGAGUUUCUCUCGUGUGUGAUUGGAAUGCUAUUGGAGUAUCAAAAUCAUAAGCCCUCCUGUACUGGUGUGUUGAGCUUAGCACUUGGUUUUGAAAUUGAUGGUAUGAGUACAAUUAGACUGAAAUUUAAGGCACUGAUUAACACAAUACAGGGAAUGGAUUGUUUUUCUAA
Messenger RNA from Malania oleifera, 1210 nucleotides. RefSeq names its product proteasome subunit alpha type-7. The coding region runs from base 201 to 950 and encodes 249 amino acids. Gene Ontology annotation, cellular component: proteasome core complex, alpha-subunit complex; nucleus; proteasome core complex. The transcript has 3 exons. The record is from RefSeq and is a predicted model, not a curated record. NCBI's taxonomy places the organism in Eukaryota, Viridiplantae, Streptophyta, Magnoliopsida, Santalales, Ximeniaceae. Gene Ontology annotation, biological process: ubiquitin-dependent protein catabolic process.